AUGGCCCGAAUUACAAGAGGCACAGCGAAAGCAAUGUCCAACCGCGAAACAAAUUUCCAACGCGAACAGGGAUGCAAGACAAGGUUUCUUCAGCCUCUCUUCUCUGUGACUGGUGGAACCGUAUCGCAUACAAGCAUACCAUGGAGGGUAACAUCAGAGCUCUGGAAGUCAGAGGCUCAGUCUUACCAAAUUCUUCAAUCCAUCUGCACGCGAUGGCUAGCCACGCAACUCGAACCAAUUCCCUUGUCCUCUCAUCCAAACUUCACGCCUGACACAGAUGUCUCCAUCAUCAUUCCUCUCGUUGGACUUCCCUCCGCCACCUUCCUCGAAGCAAUCGAAACCUGGAUCACCAACAGUCCACUAGAAAUAAUAGUUGUGACCCCAGAAUCCAAUUAUCACUCUCUCCAGUCAGCAGUCAAACACAUUCCUCACCAGAACACACAUCUAGCAAUCACCACUGUCCCCAAAGCCAGCAAAAGACAACAACUAUCUCGCGGCAUCACUAAAGCUCGAGGAAGCAUCCUAGUCUUAGCCGACAGCGACGUCCUCUGGCAACCCACCCUCCUCGUCCACCUCCUCGCCGCUUUCGAAGACCCCACCAUCGGCGGCGUGGGUCCCUUCACAAAAAUCGUCCGCAAACACAACUCGAUCCCCGAGUUCAUCAUGCACCGCCGUUUCGUGCAACGCUACCGCCACAUCGCGGCCACAUUCAUCGUAGAUGGACACCUGAUCUGUCUCUCUGGCCGGACUGCUGCGUACCGAGCGCAGAUACUGAAAGACGAGACGUUUUUGAGGGAGUUUACGAAUGAUUAUUGGAAGGGGAAUUUGUUGGAUUCAGGGGAUGAUGCGUUUAUCACGAGGUGGAUACAGGAGAGGGGGUGGAGGGCUGUGUUGCAGGUUGCGAGCCAGGCGGAGGUUUUUACCUGGGCGAGUGACGGUUGGAGGAUUGUUGGGCAGUGGAUAAGGUGGACGAGGAAUUCGAAGAGGAGUUUUUGGAGGUAUUUGAGUUGUUGGGAUGUGUUUUCGAGACAGUCGUAUUUUGCGCUGAAUAUGGUUGAGUCGUUGUUGCGGCCGUUUCUUUCGAUUUGGUUCGUGAUGGGAUUCUGCUCUAGAACUUUGAGCGAAAAGACACGUUUCAGAAUAUGUUCUAUCUGGAUCUGUUUUGGACUUCUUCAGUGCCUCGCAGACUUCGAAGACUGGCCACUAUCCGUCUCUGGAAUUGCUAUCUCGCUGCUAAUGGAUAUUUACAUUGUAGUGUUCGAUGUUUGGGGAAUUUUGAGUCUUUCUAACACAGCUCGGUAGACAUAUGGGAGAUAAACAAG
Mollisia scopiformis is the source of this 1322-nucleotide messenger RNA. RefSeq lists its product as uncharacterized. The coding region runs from base 1 to 1302 and encodes 433 amino acids. The transcript has 5 exons. Lineage: Eukaryota; Fungi; Ascomycota; Leotiomycetes; Helotiales; Mollisiaceae. The record is from RefSeq and is a predicted model, not a curated record.